AUGCAGUGUACGGAGUACCCGGACUGUCUGGUUUGUUGUUGCGAUCGCAAGAACAAGUUUGACAUAUUCGUGGACGGCGUGCUCCUCCAUUCAAGAUUGGAUCACGGUCACGGCUUCCUUGGCGUCGUUGGUGGUGGCAAUCGCGUGAACGAAGCUAUGACGUGUCGACAGGCCUCACUUCGACAAGCUAUUGCCGACAUUAUCAAGGGCAAGAAACCCACCAUUGAGAACGAGGUCGAAGUGGAGUUCAAGGCGAGCAUGAAGGUUCAGGACAGGAUGCUGGAAGAAAGCAUAGCUGCUCAGCAAGCCAAAACAAAUGCAGAAAAGCAGGCACAUGAAAUUGCAAAGGCCGGGCAUGCCGCAGCAGUGCAAGCCAAGAAGACGAAGUCAACAAGCAAGCCAAAACAUAAGCCCAAGGACGAAGCGAGUGAGCUUAUGGCAAUUAGACAGCAGCGGCAACCUCGGCACCAUGCGCGGCCAGUUGAAACUGCGGCUUUUAGGGGUUUCCCAUGUUUUUUUGGCGCGUGCUGCUGUAAGAACUCGGAGGUUACUACAGGCGACGCCAGUUGCGAAAGCGAUGAUACGCCCUUGCGAGUUCUAUGA
This is a messenger RNA of Prorocentrum cordatum, 603 nucleotides long. NCBI's taxonomy places the organism in Eukaryota, Dinophyceae, Prorocentrales, Prorocentraceae. The record is from the annotation of a GenBank genome assembly.